UUCGGGCCUCAUAGAGCGUCCCUUCAGCACCCUGGACAGGGCUCACCAUUUGGACGAGGCCAGUAGGGUAUUAUUAUGCUAAGAGGCACACUGGUGGCAAUCAGAGGUCACCUGACGCCUGCCUCCUAAGUCCGUCCUCUCCCUGCUCAUCUCCAAAACACUAAUCUGUGGCAGUUCAGCCGGGGAGCAGCAUCCGGGGCAGGUGGGACUUCUCUCUCCUCUCUCUCCGCAACCGUCGUCCAACUCCGGAGAACUCGGAAACCUUUUUUUUUUUUCCUUAGUUAAAGUCCCAAUUUGCUCCGCGAGGAUCCGUUUGCAGCAACCGAUACCCGAGGCUCCUAUUUAGUUUCAGCAGCCUAGAUAAGACCUUCCCCCGGGGGCUCUUAAAGAUAUAGGGGAUGUCGUAUCUGGCAGAACCGGUGCCACUAGUUUAGCCGUCGAUAGCACGUUGGCAGAUUCCCCCGUUUUAUUUUUUGGUGUAAAAGAAUUGGCGAAUCCUUGAGCUUUGGCGUAAACCAUGCUUCUCGAGAGAGUAAGGAGCGGCACUCAGAAGUCGUCGGACAUGUGCGGAUACACCGGCAGCCCAGAAAUCCCUCUGUGCGCGGGCUGCAAUCAGCACAUUGUAGAUCGUUUCAUCCUAAAGGUUCUGGACAGGCACUGGCACAGCAAAUGCUUAAAAUGUAACGACUGUCAGAUCCAACUGGCGGAGAAAUGUUUCAGCAGAGGGGACAGCGUGUACUGUAAAGACGACUUUUUCAAGAGAUUUGGGACCAAAUGUGCAGCCUGCCAACAAGGGAUCCCCCCCACCCAGGUGGUGAGGAGGGCGCAGGAGUUUGUGUAUCACCUUCACUGCUUCGCUUGCAUUGUGUGCAAAAGGCAGCUGGCCACCGGGGACGAGUUCUACCUGAUGGAGGACAGCCGGCUGGUGUGCAAGGGGGACUAUGAGACGGCAAAACAGAGAGAGGCAGAAUCAACUGCAAAGAGGCCAAGAACCACAAUCACGGCAAAACAGUUGGAAACUCUGAAAAAUGCCUACAACAAUUCUCCAAAGCCUGCCAGACAUGUCCGAGAGCAGCUUUCCUCCGAGACUGGCCUGGAUAUGAGGGUGGUACAGGUUUGGUUCCAGAACAGACGAGCGAAAGAAAAGCGAUUAAAGAAAGACGCGGGGAGACAGAGGUGGGGUCAGUAUUUCCGGAACAUGAAGAGGUCGAGGGGGAAUUCUAAAUCGGACAAGGACAGUAUUCAGGAGGAAGGCCCUGACAGUGAUGCUGAAGUCUCAUUCACAGAUGAACCCUCGAUGUCUGAAAUGAAUCACUCCAAUGGGAUUUAUAACAGCAUGAAUGAUACGUCUCCUGUUUUGGGCAGACAAGCUGGAAGCAAUGGUCCUUUUUCCCUAGAACACGGUGGAAUCCCUACUCAGGAUCAAUAUCACAAUCUGAGGUCCAACAGUCCAUACGGAAUUCCUCAGUCCCCUGCGUCGCUCCAGUCUAUGCCAGGUCACCAGUCUUUGCUCUCAAACUUGGCAUUCCCAGACACUGGCUUGGGAAUAAUAGGUCAAGGAGGACAAGGAGUCACCCCGGCCAUGAGAGUAAUAGGGGCAAAUGGACCAAGUUCCGACCUUUCCACCGGCAGCAGUGGCGGAUAUCCAGAUUUUCCUGCAAGUCCGGCCUCUUGGUUGGAUGAGGUCGACCACACUCAGUUUUGAUAAAGACUUCUAUGACCCCACGCAUUUUGUGCAUUAAAGGCAGAUGGAAAUAUUUUGUUACAACAGAUGACAAACACCAGGAGAACGUGUUAUAAAGGCACAGAUAAUACGGUGAUUUCGAGAACUGGACGUCGCCCAUUGCUUAUAAACUUGUACUCAGUUUUGCUGAUGCUUCCCUACAUUACAUAAGCCCACAAGUGAAAGUCUUCUAGUUGCCCGUACGCCAUCUCCGAUACUGGUUUUACUCGUCUUCUCUGCUACUGGCCAGGCCUAACUGCUCUUUCAUUGAUAUUUUUCCCAUAAGACACAAUCAGAGAGAAGCUGUAGACUCAUUUAGAAAUUACUUUUUAUUCAUAGUAACAUAGUAAGUUAGGUUGAAAAAAGGCGUACGUCCAUCACGUUGAACCAUAAUGC
Molecule: messenger RNA, 2119 nt
Organism: Xenopus tropicalis (tropical clawed frog)
Lineage: Eukaryota; Metazoa; Chordata; Amphibia; Anura; Pipidae
Gene: lhx3
Product: LIM homeobox 3
Exons: 6
Coding region: 518-1705 (395 amino acids)
Biological process (GO): regulation of transcription by RNA polymerase II; regulation of DNA-templated transcription
Cellular component (GO): nucleus
Molecular function (GO): DNA-binding transcription factor activity, RNA polymerase II-specific; zinc ion binding; transcription coregulator binding
Source: RefSeq, a predicted model, not a curated record